AUGGCAGAACAAAUUCUCUUCGGCACUGCCCAGCGAAUCAUUGAAACUUUUGGCUCAUUGGCUGCCAAAGAGAUCGGACUUCUCUGGGGCUUCGAAAAUGAGCUUCAAAGCCUGAGUAACACCGUUUCAACAAUCGAAGCUGUGCUUUUGGAUGCGGAGGAGCACCAUGCUGCUGGGAACCAUCAAGUCACUGUUUGGCUCAGAAAGCUGGAAGCUGUCAUUUAUGACGCGGAUGACUUGCUGGAUGCUGUUUCCACUGAAGCUCUACGAAGGCAAGUAAUGACCCAUCAUAAGAAGGCCAAGCAGGUACGUAUUUUUUUUUCCAAAUCAAAUCAGCUUGUCUAUCGUCUUAAAAUGGCCUAUAAAAUUAAGGCCAUGAGAGAGAGGUUAGAUGCCAUCGACGUAGAUAGGCAAAGAUUCCACUUAAAGUUAAAGCUAAGCCAUGUGGAGACAGGAGCAGGAGGAAACAAGGACAGAGAUAACACUCAUAGUUAUGUAUGUGCGGAAGCAAUUAUAGGACGAGAGAAUGAUCAGAAGGCAGUUAUACACCGUCUGUUGGACUCCAACGUUGAAGACAAUGUUUCAAUCCUUCCAAUUGUUGCCAUUGGUGGAUUAGGGAAGACUGCACUGGCUCAGCUCAUAAUCAAUGAUGAGCAAAUCCAAGAACAUUUUCAGCUCAAAAUGUGGGUGUGUGUCUCUGAUCCCUUCCAAGUUAAAAAUAUUGUUGAAAAAAUUUUUGAAGCUGCAACAAAGAAGAAACCAGAAACCAUGGAAAUGGAUACGCUGAUAGGUAAACUUAAAGAAACAAUCGAUGGAAAGAAAUACUUGCUUGUAUUGGAUGAUGUGUGGAAUGAGGAUCAGGAAAAAUGGUCUCACUUGAAACAAGUGUUGAUGGGUGGGGCAAGUGGCAGCAGAAUAUUAGUAACUACACGCACUGAAAAGGUUGCAAUGAUCAUCCGCUCUGAAAGCGUUGCAAGGAUUAUUGGGACAGUUGAAUCAUAUUCCCUAAAGGGUUUAAACGAAGAGGCGUCAUGGUCUUUAUUUAAGCAGAAGGCGUUCAAGAAAGCACAGGAGCCGAAGGAGAAUUCAAGCAUCGUAGCAAUUGGGAGGGAGAUCCUAGCAAAAUGUUCAGGUGUCCCGUUGGCCAUAAGGACAAUUGGAGGUUUACUACACUUCUUAAAUUUAGAACGAGAGUGGUUGUCUUUUAAGAAGAAUGAACUCUCAAAAAUACAUCAGAAUGAAAAUGACAUCUUACCAACUUUGAAGUUGAGUUAUGAUCAUCUUCCUUCACAUUUAAAGCACUGCUUCGCGUAUUGUAGUUUGUAUCCAAAAGAUUACCAGUUUAAUAAAUCAAGACUGAUUCAGCUUUGGAUAGCACAAGGGUUUGUCAACUCAUCGGAGAAGAACCAAUGCUUAGAAUAUGUUGGUAAUGAGUAUUUUAUGGAUUUACUUUGGAGAUCAUUCUUUCAAGAAGCAACAGAUAAGUUUGGUAACGUAAUUGGAUGCAAAAUGCAUGACCUCAUGCAUGAUCUUGCCAUUCUAGUGGCAGGAUCGAUGAUCACCACAUUAUAUGAUGAUAAGGAGAGAAACGUUGCUGAAAAAACUCGUCAUGUAUCAAUUGUUGGUUACGUUCUUGCGCAUGUUGGAGCUGGACGUGGGAGAUCUUGA
Molecule: messenger RNA, 1668 nt
Organism: Corylus avellana
Lineage: Eukaryota; Viridiplantae; Streptophyta; Magnoliopsida; Fagales; Betulaceae
Source: RefSeq, a predicted model, not a curated record